This is a messenger RNA of Eriocheir sinensis (Chinese mitten crab), 4260 nucleotides long. RefSeq lists its product as uncharacterized. The transcript has 2 exons. Lineage: Eukaryota; Metazoa; Arthropoda; Malacostraca; Decapoda; Varunidae. The coding region runs from base 283 to 1866 and encodes 527 amino acids. The record is from RefSeq and is a predicted model, not a curated record.
GAGCAUGAGGAGGCGACAGUUUUCAGCCGGUCACCGCCUGCAACGAAAGCUUCCCCACCGCCCGCGUCGCCGUGACGUCACAGCUUGAGGUCCCGGGGUAUAUAAGCGCGGAGCCUCACUCGCUCACCUUCCGUCGGGUUACUGUGGAGGCGUGGUGCAGACGGUGGUGGUGGUGUUGCUCCGCCGAGUGUUGGUGUCCUAUCAGCAGCGGCUCGAGACGCAACUCAAGGACUCGAAGGACAAUUUAGCGAAGGAAUCAGUGUCUCAAGGCGUCCCACCACAAUGACUACACCGUCCAUCGUUGUCUCUCCCAGCUGCGGCGCUCUGGUGAACUACGAGCUCCUCCAAGCCGGGGUAAAGCCGCAGAGGAGCUUGUGUAUGCGUGUCCUGAGGAAAAACAGCAAAAACGCGCCUUCCGCCGCCCUCACCCCCACACAACAGGAUGCUGAACUUGGCCCUGACGACACCCGCCGGUCUCGCUCACCAUCACCUUCGGCCAAGAGGAAGGAGAUGCCCAGUCCUCACUCCCUGAAAAGAAAGUACCUGCGAAAAGUGAAGCUUUCUCCAAUGCCACACCUGUCCUUCGGUAAAGGACGGAAAGCCUCCUCCAAAGAGGCGGCCUCCGCGGCGACACCGUCCUCCUUUGAGGAGGAACUUGCAGGUCGAGAGAAUCAGUCACCCAACGACCCGGAGUUUUUGCGUCGGGCGUCGGAGCGUUGGAAGAGAAGGACGGGCGCUGGUCAGCUGCAGCCGCCCCUCCAAUUUUCUCAGAACACUGCCGCCCUGCAGCCAACCUUCCACUGGCCCUCCAGCCCAACCCAGCAGUCGGCCUUUCAGCGGCGAGUCUCCCCUCGGCCCGUCCACUACAGCCAGUCACCGUUCCAGUCAAUCCCCACCUCGCCCAACCCUGGAACCCCCUCCUUUCGCCGGUGCAACACACAGUAUUCCUCCCUCAGCAAGGCCAACACCGAGACUCCCUUCAAGAGGUCCUCACAUUCAUACACUUCGCUGAGUUCCCUUGCUCGCUCCCAUGUGGGCCUUGGGACUGGAGAUCAGGCCCCGACCAAUUCGCCCAAGCUCACCAGACCAGCGAUGCGCACUACGAAGUAUUUGGCGCCCAGUGGACCCGGCGUUGGAGGCGCGCCGCAGCUGUUUUGUGGGCGGCUGUCUUUUGAUGAUACCGUGGUUGAGGAACUGAAGAAAUUAGCCAAGAAAGAACAACUAUCAAUUCCGGAUAACUCAUCUGGAAAGGCACCGUUGCGCCGUCUCAGUGCCAGACUUAGCAGGCCUUCGCGUAGCGGCAAAUACAGUAUUAAUGGCAGCAACGUCACCAGUAACUGUAAUAGCAACAUCCCUUCUACCAACAACACCUUAAGUAACAACAGCAAAAAUCAUGAUAACAACGGCAUCAGAAGGAACAAAACAUUAAGCACCAUCUCCAGCAGCAACAGCAUUGGCAGCAUCCGCAGCUUCUAUUGUAAUGACAGCACACCGGUGGAGGUUUCCUCCUUCACCUCCUCCACCUCAUCCCAGAGUUUCGUCUCCUACUCCUCGGGCUACCUAAGCGCCCCCUCCAGCCCCGCCACAGCCCCACGGCAGAUGACCUCGCCGAUGAACUCCCGCCGAGCCCUGGGCAACACCGAUUUGGCUAAGCGCGUCACCUUUCAUGAUAUCUUCAUUGAGGAGCCUCAACUUGCUGAAAAGUUUGCAAUCAUGUUCCCGACGGAGCCGCGUCCUGAGUGGCAUCGUCACCUGCGUCAGGUGCUCAACAAGGCGGGACAAAAGAUAUUCAAGAAAAGCGAAUCCCACGACACCACCAUCCCAGAAAACUUGCGCCAUCAACUGAAACACAUCUACGUCUAUUAGCGAUACAUAGUCGUUCUAGCUCCGUUGUUCUCCCGUUACUCCCCCUCCCCAUCGUCGUUUUACUAGCCGUCCAUUCCAUUGUAUUAACUCCCAUUGCAGUUUACUAGCCCCAUUCUAAUUUACUAGCAACACCUUGUCUAAUUACCAGUUAGUAAGUCUUACUCACAUUUUAUUUAAUCCGUUUCGUUCAAGUUUAUUUCUAAUCAGUUCCUCAUUGUAUACUCAUUCGGCCUUAUUUCCUUUCCACCUGAUCAGUCUUUCCGGCCGUUCUUGCCAGCCUUACCAGCCAGACCCGCCCAAUUUGUUUCCUCCCCUCCAUGCAGUCUCAGUCAGCCCCACCUAGUCUUUCAUGAGCUGUGGCGAAAGAAAGAGUUCGGCUAAAUCGGUUGGUUCAAGUUUCAGUGCUUGAGACCAACCCACCUCACCUACAAACGCAUGCAUUCAUCAAACCUCAUAGUUUUCCCCUCUCUCAUGUUCUUUUUUCUAUUUCUUUUCAUCCUUCCUGCAGUGGCUGUCUUGGCGUUGUUUCCGAAGCGCAAAGAGCCAACCUGAGCCGGUACAGUGAGGUCACAUUUAACACACUUAUUCCCCCGCGGCUGUUGAAGCGGUCGGGUUAGCCAAAGUAUUUCCUGUGCAUAGGCUGUCUCGGGCAUCCUCGCAGUCAUUGUACAAUCUCCAUGUGCAGAUUCUACCCCGUCCCUGCAUGUGCUUUUAUCAUCCCCCUUCACUAACUGUUGGCUCUGUUCCAUUUCCAUACUUAAAGCAUGUAACUUUAUGUGUCUAUCCUGUAGUUUGAUAAUAACCUGUCGCCUUAUGUUUAGCAUUUAGUUUCAUUGUCUGUAUAUAUAUUUUUUUCUACCUGACGGCAACAGACACCAGUAGCUACAGGUUACUGGCAAGUGCUGUUUAAAUAUCAUUAGAAAUGUGAGGAAACGGCAGGCCACUGCCUUUGCUUAUUGGCAGAGCAUUUUUUUGCCUUUAGUUGCAUCAGUAUUCCUCAUAUGCUCGACGGUUUAAUUGUUCAACCUGCAUGUGAUAGACAUAGCUAGAGGCAACUCGCCUUCCCAUUCACGUCCUGUGGCACCAUCCUUCACGAAGCCGAGAUUCUCCGGCAGAUGAAAGCAACCCAAUAACUGUUUCGAAACCAGUGAGUGGGCAAAACGGGCACGAGGCGCAACGAACCUCACCAUCCCAUAAGCGCGGGUUCACGAGCCACGAGUUACCCGUUGAUCGCCCAUCGAGUCACCUGGCCCGUCGCAUGUGUCCCUCAGGACAAUGAAAAGGCUAAUAUAACCACUAUAACGACAUGUUCUCCUUCCGUCAAUUUCGAUCAUGAGAAUUAGUUGUCUUACACCCUUGGAACGUAGUGAAACAUAUUACUUCUUUUAAAUAAUUAACAGGAGUCAGACUGCCAGGAAUUCUGUUUUUAAGCAUGUUACAAGGCCAGAUAGGUAGUGUGAAAUAUUUCGGAGUGAGUACAAUGCGCCUGAGGCUGUGCGGUGUGCUGGUGCCAGCGACUUGUCCUGUCGGCACAGCCGCUAGUAGGCACAGCCGCUGUCCGUCCUCUAUAUUCACCGGUUGCAUUUCCUUCUCAGAGACUUUAUGCUGUGAUAGUGUAUGGUGACGCUUUGUUAUUCAGUGGGACUUAGUGGUGCCGUGGCGCUGGCUGGCACCCCGCUUCUGAAAGGGUGGUGCCGGAGUCACUGCAUCUGACACUAUUCUGCUGCCCCUACUCCUCUCUCCUUCCUCAUGCAUCAUUCAUUUUAUUGUUCAUACUCAAGACAUCACAGAUGCACCGUGUGUAGGCUACAUCUGAGAAAUUGUAAUGUGUGUGUGUGUGUGUGUGUGUGUGUGUGUGUGUGUGUGUGUAGGACGUGCUAUCCCCUUGUUAGUCUCGCUGUGAUGGCGCCAUGCCAGCACGAGCCGAUUGUUAGGUCGAUGGGUGAGGGGCCGCGUCCACUUCCCCUUCCAUACUCAUGUUAUUGUAUUUUAUUCCUAUUUUAUUUUAUUCAAUAUGUGUUGUUGAGGUAUGUGCUUAGUACGUCUGAGGAUGGUGUUGACACAAGGUUAACCGUGUGGUUAAGAGUGUUCGUGGGCGUUUUUUUGUCUUCUUUGUAAAUCUUUUUGAGUCCGUUUUGGAGAGAGGUAUGCACCGCAGACUGGACUGAGACACCGCAGGCCGAUGUCACGGCAGCCAGUGGAAUGUGUUGUGUUGAGGGACAUUUUGUUUUACCCAAACAGUCAUACAUAAAAAUAACUGCAAGUUUUGACUGUCCAAAAGUCACAAAGUGUCGUGGGCCGAUUUUAGGCAUAGCUCAGUCUGUGGUGCAUAUGACGCCUGACGGCAGAUCUCAGGGAACUUUAUGAUAAUAAUAUAUAAAGUGAAUUAUAUGA